UUCCCAAAAGAUGGCGGCAGCGCCUCCUGAUGAGGCUAGCUUGCAGUCUCGCAUCAACAAGGCCACCAACCCUUUGAAUAAGGAGACUGACUGGGACAGUAUCAAAGGAUUUUGUGAUCAGCUCAACAAUGAACCAGAAGGCCCCCAGCUUGCAACCAGACUUCUGGCCCACAAAAUCCAGUCUCCUCAGGAGUGGGAGGCUAUGCAAGCCCUUAUGGUUCUUGAGACAUGCAUGAAGAACUGUGGAAAGCGAUUUCACAGUGAAGUGGGAAAGUUUCGCUUUCUCAAUGAGCUCAUCAAAGUGGUCUCACCCAAGUAUUUGGGAUCACGGUCUCCAGAGCAGGUGAAGAGCAAGGUGUUAGAAAUGGUGCACAGCUGGACGGUUAGGCUCCCUGAUGAGACCAAGAUAGCAGAUGCUUAUCAGAUGCUGAAAAAACAGGGCAUUGUCAAGCUGGAUCCUGCACUUCCUGAUGACAAGCCCCUCCCACCCCCUCCGCCCAGAGUCAAAAGUGCCGUCUUUGAGGAUGAGGAGAAAUCCAAGAUGCUGUCUCGCUUAUUGAACAGCACUCACCCUGAGGAUCUACGAGCAGCAAACAAGCUCAUUAAGGAAAUGGUCCAGGAGGACCAAAAGCGUGUGGAGAAGGUAUCCAAGCGGGUGAACGCCAUCCAGGAGGUGAAGGAGAGUGUCAGCCUGCUGAGCCAGCUGCUGGAGGGCUACAGCCAGGAGAGCUGCUCCCAGAGCAACCAGGAGCUCAUUAAGGAUCUUUACCAGCGCUGUGAAAAGAUGAGGCCGACACUAUUCCGAUUAGCAAGUGAUACAGAGGAUAGUGAUGAAGCUUUAGCGGAUAUCUUACAGGCCAAUGACAGCCUGACACAGGUCAUCAACCUGUACAGGCAGCUGGUUAAGGGGGAGGAUGUGACAAAGGAUGGCAUAACCAUGCCCUCACAGGCAGGUAGCAGUAGCUCAGCACUUGUAGACCUGAUGGGACUUAAUGCAUCAGCCAACCCAGAGCCCUCCAGCCUACACGCCCUGACUCAGAACAUGGGCAUCAGCCUCUUGGACGAUGAACUCAUGUCACUGGGACUGAAUGUAACAGAAAACUGCGACUCUCAGAACACUUUUCAGUGCUCUGAUGGUGCAGAAUCAUCAGUCCCUGCUGCAGUGUUGCUACCAGCUGUGGUUCAAACACAGCAAGCUCCACCAGUAGCUGUGCCCACUGCCCCUCCUAAACCCAUGGAAGAGUUGGAAAUGUUGGGGAAGACAUUGUUACAGCAGUCCCUACCUCCAGAGAGCCAGCAGGUCAAAUGGGAUAAGCUCCAACCUCAAUCCAGAGUUACCUUACGAGAUCUGCAGAAGUCCAGCACAAACUUUAGACCUGCUCCUAACGCAACCGCCAAUUCCUCCGGUCCCGCUCUGGGGCUUGCAUCCAGCCCGGCCGUCCAUUCAGAGCAUCCCGACACUCUCUUACUCUCCAAUCUCAGUCUCACAGCUGCUGAGAAAGGCGUGUUUGCUGCUGCUGACCCCUAUGACAACAUCUCUCUAGCUGACCUUACCGUGCCUCUGGAAGCAAUCAAACCUAGCAGCUUAUUACCAGUGACUGCAUUCGACAAACACAGUCUCCGGGUUUUGUUCACCUUUGCCCGUGACUGUCCUCCAUCACGGCCUGACGUACUGGUGGUGAUCAUCUCCAUGCUGUCCUCUGCCCCCAUUCCUGUCACCAACAUCCGCUUUCAGGCAGCAGUACCAAAGGUGAUGAAAGUAAAGCUGCAGCCUCCCUCUAGCACUGAACUCCCAGCCUUCAAUCCCAUCCUGCCUCCAGCCGCCGUGACACAGAUCCUGCUUUUGGCUAACCCUCACAAGGAAAAAGUACGUUUGCGGUACAAGCUGACAUUCAGCCUGGGAGACCAAUCUCAUGAUGAAUCUGGUGAUGUGGAUGAGUUCCCGCCUCCAAACACCUGGGGGAACCUUUAGUGAGAAUGACCAACCUCCUGUCACCUGCUGCUUCUUUUUUUAGAUUUAGAUUCAGGUUGAAGUUGUCCAUCAUCGUUGGCUUGAGGCAAGACAGCCUCUUUACACUUCAGUAGUUUCAAACUACGGUUUGUUAAUACAAACUGACACAAGACCAGUUGUGGGAACCAGCUUCUACCUUGUGCCUUCCUUCGCAUCCAUCCUGUCCUUUAUCGAUCAUCUCGGUGUUCUUUGUUUUGUAGCUACUUUCACUUCUUACAACAAUCCAUCCAACGCAAACUGUUGAUUCAGUGCAAUGGCUUUUGGGGAAACAAGUUGAGCCUUUUUAAAAACCGAUUGUGUGCAUUUGUCUGAUUUACAUACUGUUUAACAAGCCUCUCGGAUGUCCCAUGUCAUGUGAAUGACAUGUGACAGCUGUUAGCAUGCAUUAUUUCUGUUUUUUUGCAAAAGCCCCAUGCUCAACCUAAAGCGAGUGGGGGACAUUUUUGUUACGCUGUCCAAAGAUAGGAUUGCAUCAGAGUAUUGUCUCAGUUUGUGCGUUCAGUGUUUAUUCUGAGUGUUCAGAGUAGGGAUGCAACAAAUCGUUAUUUUCUGUCAGUCCAAUAAUAAUGUUUUAUUUUUAUUUUUUUUUAAAGUAAUUUAAAUGCUUAAAGUGCUAUCUUAAAUGUGUUUACAGUAUGGCCAACAGCCGAUUCACCCUAUGGUAUGAAAUAGUUAGUGUAUUUACCUGAUAAAAAUAUAGCAGAACAGCAGUGGAUUUAAUAGUCAGAUGCCAUCAUGCUUAACUUUAGCAAACCACUUCACCCCAUUAUGAAAACUUUGUUGUUCAUUUGUCAAACACAGUGUUGCAUAGGGACAUGAAGAAACUAAAUGUAAUUGUAAACACUCUAAUCAUUGAAGUGGUUUUCCCUUUUGACCAAUGGAGACAGUUCAGAGUAUGACGAGCUGAAAUGCUGUAAUAGAAAAAGUAUCGGGAGAAACAAAUAGGUUUUUACAGGGAGCACACAUAACCAAUUGGUUCGUUUUUAAGAAUUGUCUUGGUUUUAAUAUUUGUGUCAUGCUUUGGAAAAUCAUAGUUGGCCUGUGUGUGGGGUUGUGUGUGCGUGUGUUGAAGCUUUGCGAGCAGGCCUUUUCCACAGCAGACUUGUCUUUGGAAAAUAACAUCAAUGAUUGCUCAUUUCUAUUCAAGAGUCCCAGUAAGCCAUGGCAGUGAACCAGCAUGAACACCACCAGGAGCCUGAAACUGAAUGAAUCAUUGACGUCAUUAUUUACCACUGUGCUUUUUCUACUGUGACAUGUCAAAAUGUCUGCUGUGGAAAGGGACUAUGAAGGAAGGGCACUAAAUCUCUGCCCCUGUUAAAAUGCUGAAAUUUAGCUUUUCAUUUUUGCACUUUUUCAAAGGAUUGGGACACUUUUUUGACAUGUUUCACUCAGGAUUUUGAUUUGAAGAUUUAUUUUACACAUGCACUUAUGUUUGUUUAAUUUUGCACAUGAAACCAUUCCCUAUUACAGUACAUUGUACUGUAAAAUAGAAAAGACGGGCAAAUGAGGAUUGUUUCACAUUUGCCGCCUUUCUGCUGUUGAUUGACCCAAAGAGGGACACAUGAAGUCCUGGCUUGACAUUGCUGACAUCCGGUUUGAUUCUACCACAUGUGCCUGAGAUGAAACGUUUGAUUUUCAUUUGCUUUGUACAUAUAUGUAUACAAAUGACUAGUUGGAUCAUUGUUUUUGUUUUCAUGUUUCAUGUCCUAAUCAGAAAAGACAAAUCACAAAUGUUGUUACAGAAUCAUCCUCGGUCAUUGUGCUGAUUGGAGCACGGGUCUAUGAUGACUUCACUGGGUCAUAAAAUAAAAAUGAGAUUGGAAGCUGGUUCCACCUGAGAAAUCAGAUUCUGAAAACAAGUGAAACGCCAAAUUUGUGUGUGACUCCCAAUAGGGGUAGAGUUUCAGUUUAUAAUAUCAUGAGGGAUCAAUUUAAGAAUUACCCACAGUAAUAUUGAUUCAGUUAUACACUUAAUUAAAAUCAAAGUGUUAAAUUUCAUAUGGUAGAUCAACCGCUCCAAGUUGUCAUUAUCAUUUUCCUGUGUACUUGAGUGUGUGGGUUGAUCUACCAUGCAUCACACAGUGCCAUUAAUCAUUCAGAUAGUUGGUUGAUAGUAACAGCCAUUUCAUUUCCAGAGAUCUGCAUUUACACAACUACAGUCUAGGACUAGAAGGAAGAAAGCAAUAAUGUGACAAGUAGCCUCAGUAACCAACUUCCAGUCCUUCAUGGCUCAAGCAGAUUGUAAAUAAUAAACAUUUGUGCUCCCA
This is a messenger RNA of Micropterus dolomieu (smallmouth bass), 4278 nucleotides long. Its product is annotated as ADP-ribosylation factor-binding protein GGA1-like. Bases 11 to 1972 code for a protein of 653 amino acids. Gene Ontology annotation, cellular component: trans-Golgi network. Gene Ontology annotation, molecular function: ubiquitin binding; small GTPase binding; phosphatidylinositol binding. Gene Ontology annotation, biological process: intracellular protein transport; vesicle-mediated transport. Lineage: Eukaryota; Metazoa; Chordata; Actinopteri; Centrarchiformes; Centrarchidae. The transcript is spliced from 17 exons. The record is from RefSeq and is a predicted model, not a curated record.